Molecule: messenger RNA, 4734 nt
Organism: Sclerotinia sclerotiorum 1980 UF-70
Lineage: Eukaryota; Fungi; Ascomycota; Leotiomycetes; Helotiales; Sclerotiniaceae
Exons: 4
Coding region: 1-4734 (1577 amino acids)
Biological process (GO): inositol metabolic process; inositol phosphate biosynthetic process
Cellular component (GO): cytosol
Molecular function (GO): inositol hexakisphosphate kinase activity; 5-diphosphoinositol pentakisphosphate 1-kinase activity; diphosphoinositol pentakisphosphate kinase activity
Source: RefSeq, a predicted model, not a curated record
AUGGCACAAGCAGGUGAGAAUGCCGUCAUGGAAACUAAUGAUCCCAGUGCCGAUAAACAGGCGGUGGGCUUUUCUCCAUUCAACAAACCCAAUUCUUCAAGCCAGGAAGAACAAUCAACAAAGGACUCGAGCCCGAGAAUUAAAGCAAGAACAAACUCGUACAGUCUAUCUGCUGCCAUCGGCAACGGCAUUCUUGCGUCAUUGGGCAGGAAAGGAAGGCAUGCAGAACCAUUGAUACACACAGAGCUCAAUUCCGAACGAGCAAGUAUUUCUAUGCCACCACCUACCACAAGACCUUUGUCCAAGUCUAGAACCUCCUCAACAUAUAGCCAGCGACCGCCAGCCGCAUUGGAAGUUUUAAAAGAAGCCACAAAUUUAGCAGGCGCAGGAACAAGUCAUCAAGAUUUUGCUGUUGAGGAAUCUGACCCUCUCAAGACGAAUUCAACAAUGGCAGACGAUAAUAAAAGCACACCCGUGCCACUCCCCGACCCUGCUCUUCGCCCUCAAGCAUCUGUUACGGAGGUGGAUGGGAAGCGAAUGUCAGUCUCGUCAAUGUACUCCUUGACCUCAGCAAGGGCAGGCGGGGUAAUAAGCUCUGCGGCAUCUGCGACUGGUUCUGACAAUGGAGGAAGCACACGAGCGACUACAGCUUCAGCCUCAUCGAGUAAGGGGCCAGGUAUAUCUCAAGCAGAAACGUCAAAUGUCUCUGUGACAACAUCUUCCGGUGGACCCAGUGCACCAAAUGGACAUCAACUCACAGCGAGGGAAUCGCCAGCUCAAGCCGCAGAGCUUGCAAAACGAAAUUCGGUUGCCAGAGGCGAGGCUCAACCACGACCUCAGCCUCCACAAAGAUCAAGGAGUCGAGCAAAGAGACGCUUCAGUGGUAGCACUGGCGCCAGCAGCCACAGUCCUAGUAGUGAGAGGGGCCUACAUUUGAAAAAAGAGGAUGAGAAUAAACCAGCACCUUGGGGCGUGAUAGGAGUAUGUGCUUUGGAUAUCAAAGCACGAAGCAAGCCGAGUCGAAACAUUCUAAAUCGCUUGAUCUCGAAAGGUGAAUUUGAAGUCAUCGUCUUUGGGGAUAAAGUCAUAUUGGAUGAGGAGGUAGAGAAUUGGCCUAUCUGUGAUUUCUUGAUAUCUUUCUACUCAGACGGUUUUCCGCUCGACAAGGCCAUUGCAUAUGUACAGGCGAGAAAGCCAUUCUGUGUCAAUGAUGUUCCUAUGCAAAAGAUUCUAUGGGAUCGCAGGAUCUGUUUACGAAUUCUCGACAAAAUAAAUGUACCAACACCGAGGCGUAUAGAAGUAAAUCGGGAUGGAGGUCCGGCUGUCUUCACCCCGGAGCUGGCAAAACAUUUGAAGAACACUACAGGUCUUGUCUUGGAAGGACCCGAGGAUGGGACCGGUGGCCAAAUGGUGGCUCCCAAGAAAGUUGAGCUUAUCGACAACGGGGACACUUUGAGUGUCGAUGGUGUGCUAUUGGCUAAGCCGUUUGUGGAAAAGCCAGUCAGUGGUGAAGAUCACAAUGUCUGUAUAUAUUAUCCACAAAGUCAAGGCGGAGGGGGCCGUAAGCUUUUUCGGAAGAUUGGCAACAAGAGUUCCGAACAUGUGGAGGAUCUCACGAUUCCUCGAGCCAUUUCUGAACCAGGGAGCAGCUAUCUGUAUGAGAAGUUCAUGCGCGUCGACAAUGCCGAGGAUGUGAAAGCAUAUACCGUUGGACCGACCUUUUGCCAUGCCGAAACUCGCAAAUCUCCCGUUGUUGAUGGUCUGGUUAGACGCAACACUCAUGGCAAGGAAAUCCGUUACGUCACAGCUCUCACAAAAGAAGAAUCUGCUAUGGCCACUCGAAUUGCGAAUAGCUUUGGUCAGCGAGUAUGUGGUUUCGAUCUUUUACGUGCUCAAGGAAAGAGCUAUGUUAUUGAUGUCAAUGGAUGGAGUUUUGUAAAAGACAAUGAAGAAUAUUAUGAGCAAUGUGCUCGUAUAUUGAAAGAUAUGUUCGUCAGCGAAAAGCAGAAAAAGAACGGGCAGUCACUGCCCGUUAGUGGUGUAACAUCCCCUGUUGACGGCGCCAUGAGCCCUACUACUAUUAGAAAAGAGACAGGACUGAAGGACAAUCAUCGGUCAGCCUUACAAAACAUCCUUUCCAAAUCACCAAGUAUGUCAAACAUGCUUCAUGGACAUCUACCUAAUCAAGGAUCACAUAGACUUUCCACUUCGGGUUCUCCUCAAUUCGGCACUUCAGUUGUUCCAACGCCAAAGACUUCCCCGCCUCUGGUUGUAGAACAAGACGCCUCGGCGAUACCAUCUGCAGAUAUGUUGCCACCACCUGCAGUGUCGGUUCCAAGCGAAGUGCCAUCCGCUGCGUCUACUAUCCCUCCUACGCCAACGCCUACUCCUGCGCAAGAUCAAGAAACGUUACCCCCACCAGCACCAAAACAUACGUGGAAGUUGAAAGGUAUGGUAUCUGUGAUUCGACAUGCUGAUCGCACACCUAAGCAGAAAUACAAAUAUACAUUCCACACCAAACCUUUUAUCGAUCUUUUAAAAGGCCACCAAGAAGAAGUGCUCUUGAUAGGCGAAGCUGCAUUGGAUAGCGUUAUGCUUGCUGUUGAUGCCGCAGCACAUGAAGGUAUCGAAGAUACAGAAAAGCUCAAAUCACUAAGAAACGUUCUAGUGAAGAAAGGGGGAUGGGCAGGCACGAAAGUACAAAUCAAGCCCAUGUUUCGAAAAAGAAAGCCGGAAGAAUCUUUGAAUCCUGAGAUACCACUCCCUGCUACGGAAAAUCUUGCUACAGCCAAUUCAAGUCUUGAAAACUCGGAAUCAACAAAAUCAUCAGAGAAGCCAAAGAGUAUUACAGACCUUGAUAGACGAUCACCCACUCGUCACGAUUCUUUAUCGGGUGUUACUUUAUCCCGUAUAACUGCAGCAGAGGAAAGUCUUGUACUAGACAAGCUACAGCUCAUCGUCAAAUGGGGUGGCGAGCCUACUCACUCAGCUAGAUAUCAAGCACAAGAGCUGGGUGAAAGCAUGCGAAAUGACCUUCAGUUGAUGAACAAGGAUAUUCUUGAUGAAGUUCAUGUAUUCAGCAGCUCCGAGAGACGUGUCACAACCAGCGCUCAAAUCUGGGCAUCCGCUUUCACAGACCAAAAGGAUUUAGCAUCUGACUUCAUUACCAUUCGCAAAGAUUUGCUUGAUGAUUCCAAUGCAGCUAAAGAUGAGAUGGACAAAGUCAAGAAGAAGCUCAAGACUCUCUUGAGGCAAGGAAAUGAGGCGCCUCCCGAAUUUGCUUGGCCAGCGGAGAUGCCAGAACCAUCAAUCGUGCAGAAAUACGUUGUUCAUUUGAUGAAAUUUCACAGGAGAGUCAUGCGUAAUAAUUUUAGUAAACUUUAUGGUAGCGCUACUACGUCACUAAAUGCAAUUGUUAACCCAGGCGAUAAGGAAAGUAAAGGAGCAGGUUCGGCUAUGGGAUCGGCAAUGUCACAAGCAAACGCUACAAGCAGCAUUCAGGCUCGUUGGUGCUGUGGUGAAGAUGCCGAGCUCUUCAGGGAGCGCUGGGAGAAGCUUUUUAACGAAUUUUCUGAUCCUGAAAAAGUCGAUCCAAGCAAAAUAUCCGAGUUGUACGAUACCAUGAAGUUUGACGCCCUUCACAAUCGUCAAUUUCUUGAGUGGGUUUUCACCCCAAGCAAAAGCAUUCUUGAGGAGGAGGAAAUCGAGCUUGCUUGGGAGAAAGAUAGAUCCAAAAACUCGGAAAGUACCAAAGAUGAGACCGUACCACCGGAGAGGGUUGAAGCUAAUAGGACACUCCAUCGACGCAUGUUCAGGAGGAAGUCCGUAUUGAAUGGAAAGAACAGUGAGGAAGAAUCGUAUUUCCGACUUUUUACUGGUAGCAGCCAGACGAAAGCCAAAACUGACGCUCGCUUGGAGAAAUUGCGAGAAUUAUACAAGUUGUCGAAAGUCUUGUUCGAUUUCAUCUGCCCACAAGAAUAUGGUAUCGCAGAUUCUGAGAAACUUGAGAUUGGUCUUUUGACAUCACUUCCAUUGUUAAAGGAAAUCGUCCAAGAUCUCGAAGAAAUGCAAGCCUCCGAUGAUGCCAAAGCAUUCGUGUACUUCACCAAAGAAUCUCAUAUUUACACACUUCUUAACUGUAUUCUCGAAGGAGGAAUUGAGACCAAGAUUAAACGAAGUGCCAUUCCCGAACUCGAUUAUCUCUCACAAAUAUGUUUCGAGCUCUACGAAUCCGAAAAUAAGACUCCAGUCGACGCUCAGGAUGUAGCUAAAUAUGCAUAUACCAUUCGUAUCACCAUUAGUCCAGGUGCUCACACGUUUGAUCCGUUAGAUGUACAGCUGGAUAGUAAACAUAGUAUUAGUUGUGCGCCUAGAAGAAGUUUGACAGCUCAUGCGGACUGGAAAUAUGUUAUUGAUACGUUGAGGGCGAAAUUUCAUCAAGUCAAACUUCCCAAGAGUUUCCUCGCCGUCAAUCUUUCAGAAUCACACACUUUUCAUAAAAAAGAAGAGCUAGAACACGCAGAAGGCCAUUCUACGAUUGCGGGGGUGUUGAGUAGUGAAAAUGAACAUGAAAGUGGGAGUGGGAAUGGGAAUGGGGAUAGUGAAGGAAAAAGUGGUGUAGAAGAAGUUGCGGAAGCGACUAAUCAAGCAAUUGCCGAUACGGUCUCGACUCAAUCUGGGGACGAUCUAGACGUCACUACUACUAUAGAGAAAAGCCACGAUGAAUCCGUCUAA